ACGCCCGCCGACGCGCCUGCGCACUGCCCGCCGCCCGCGGGUCUGGUCGGCGCUUGCGUGGUGGCACAGGGGAGUGGGGGGGCGAGGAGGUGGAGGAGGAGGAGGAGGAGGAGGCGGCGGCGAGAAGAUGGCGACUUCGAACAAUCCGCGGAAAUUCAGCGAGAAGAUCGCGCUGCACAACCAGAAGCAAGCGGAGGAGACAGCGGCUUUCGAGGAGGUCAUGAAGGACCUGAGCCUGACGCGGGCCGCGCGGCUCCAGCUCCAGAAGUCCCAGUACCUGCAGCUGGGCCCGAGCCGUGGCCAGUACUACGGCGGGUCCCUGCCCAACGUGAACCAGAUUGGGAGCGGCACCGUGGAUCUGCCCUUCCAGCCCAGCGGAUUUCUGGGGGAGGCUCUGGCAGCGGCUCCUGUCUCUCUGACACCCUUCCAGUCCUCGGGCCUGGACACCAGCCGAACUACCCGGCACCAUGGGCUAGUGGACAGAGUGUACCGGGAGCGUGGCCGGCUGGGCUCCCCGCAUCGCCGGCCCCUGUCAGUGGACAAACACGGAAGGCAGGUGGACAGCUGCCCAUACGGCACCGUGUACCUCUCGCCACCUGCGGACACCAGCUGGAGAAGGACCAAUUCUGACUCCGCCCUGCACCAGAGCACAAUGACGCCCACCCAGCCAGAGCCCUUUACGGGUGGGUCCCAGGAUGCGCACCAGAAAAGAGUCUUACUGUUAACAGUCCCGGGUAUGGAGGAGACCGCGUCAGAGACGGACAAGAAUCUUUCCAAGCAAGGAUGGGACACCAAGAAGACGGGGCCCAGGCCCAAGUCCUGCGAGGUUCCUGGAAUCAACAUCUUUCCAUCCGCCGACCAGGAAAACACUACAGCCCUGAUCCCCGCCACCCACAACACGGGGGGCUCCCUGCCUGACCUGACCAACAUCCACUUCCCCUCCCCCCUCCCGACCCCCCUGGACCCCGAGGAGCCCACCUUCCCUGCGCUGAGCAGCUCCAGCAGCACCGGCAACCUGGCGGCCAACCUGACGCACCUGGGCAUCGGUGCCGCCGGCCAGGGGAUGAGCACCCCUGGCUCCUCACCGCAGCACCGGCCGGCCGGCGUCAGCCCACUGUCGCUGAGCACAGAGGCAAGGAGGCAGCAGGCCCAGCAGGUGUCGCCCACCCUGUCCCCGUUGUCGCCCAUCACUCAGGCCGUGGCCAUGGACGCCCUGUCUCUGGAGCAGCAGCUGCCCUACGCCUUCUUCACCCAGGCGGGCUCUCAGCAGCCGCCGCCGCCCCAGCCUCAGCCCCCGCCGCCCCCGCCGCCAGCCUCCCAGCAGCAGCCGCCCCCGCAACCCCCACAGGUGCCUGUCGGCCUCCCCCAGGGCGGCUCCCUGAUGCCGAGCGCCAGCCUGACACGGGGGCCCCAGCUGCCCCCGCUCGCGGUCACGGUACCGUCCUCUCUCCCCCAGUCCCCCCCAGAGAACGCGGGCCAGCCACCGAUGGGGAUCGACAUUGCCUCGGCCCCGGCUCUGCAGCAGUACCGCACUAGCGCCGGCUCCCCCGCCAACCAGUCUCCCACCUCGCCCGUCUCCAAUCAAGGCUUCUCCCCCGGGAGCUCCCCGCAACACUCCUCCACCCUGGGCGGCGUGUUUGGGGAUUCAUUCUAUGAGCAGCAGAUGGCAGCCAGGCAGGCCAAUGCUCUGUCCCACCAGCUGGAGCAGUUCAACAUGAUGGAGAACGCCAUCAGCUCCAGCAGCCUCUACAGCCCAGGUUCGACGCUCAACUACUCCCAGGCGGCCAUGAUGGGCCUGACGGGCAGCCACGGGAACCUGCAGGACACGCAGCAGCUCGGCUACCCCAGCCACAGCAGCAUCCCCAACAUCAUCCUCACAGUGACAGGAGAGUCCCCUCCCAGCCUCUCUAAAGAACUGACCAGCACGCUGGCCGGGGUCGGUGAUGUCAGCUUCGACUCUGACAACCAGUUCCCCCUGGACGAACUCAAGAUUGACCCCCUGACCCUGGAUGGACUGCACAUGCUCAAUGACCCAGAUAUGGUCCUGGCCGACCCGGCCACCGAGGACACCUUCCGGAUGGACCGUCUGUGAGCGGGUCGCGCGGCACAUGGCCGCCCAGCCCCCGGCUCUGUCACCCCGCCGGCCAGUGGUCCCGACGGCAUCGCCCCGAGCCUGGGGACAGCGGCGCUCCGUCCCUUGCAAACGGCCGAGCUUGUGAUUCUGAGCUUGCAAUGCCGCCAAGCGCCCCCCGCCCGCCCCCCCGGUCGUCCACCUCCCGCGUGAGGCCGCGCGUCGUCGCCCCCGCGGACCCUCCCUGCUCUCUCAUCCCCUGUAAGCUGCGGGAAGCGUGCUGGGCAGGGCUGCCAGCCUCGGUGGGCACCACGCUCCGCGACGGUGGUGGGCUGAGGUGCAUCUUGCGACUGUUGUCCAGCUCUCACUGCCUUCCUUUGUCCCUGGUCCCCCUACCUGCCCGUGCCCCCAGCCCUUGGUUAGGUAGCGAGCCAGCCCCACCCUGCCAAAGGGAGAAAGUGCCAGAGAGAGGGGGGCGGACGUGAAGCGAAAUAAACACUAUUUGGACUGCUGUCUUUUAUAUUUCUGUGCACACACAGAAGGCUAGCAUCCAUCGCACGGAGGUGGGAUGCGAACGUGUGAACAGCAUGGGAAGCAGCUAAGUCUCCUCCAGGGUCCCUGCCUCUCCCGCCCACCCCCCACCCUCCGGCCAGGCCCCUCUGCGGCCACCUGUGCUGUGACACCCCCACCCCAGCCUGUCGGGGACGCACGUGGAGGCAGAUAUUUCUAGGGGGGGGUUUGCAACUUGUUUCAUCUUUCUUUCUUUGUACUGUGGUCACUGUUAACUAUUAUUUAAAGAAUGGGGUGGGGAGGGGGUGGCCAGGGCAUUUUUUGUUGUGUUUCUUUUCGUUUGUUUCUUUCAGUUUGUAUUUACAUUUUGGUUGUGGAUGAGUAACUGACUCCUUCAAGCCAACGCUUGCCUGAGAGCAUGUUUUUUUUUUACUCUAGAAAUCCAACCUUAUAUACUUGUGAGCUAACUGGAAGCAGCCUGCUGCCUGCCCAGGUCUGAGCUGCAUCUCCUGUCUUUUUAGUUUUGCUCCGUUAUCCCAAACCAGGACGGGAGGUUAGGCUGGCCUGGGCGGACACUCGGGUGAAAGCUGGCGUCAGUGGCCGGAAGUGCCUCCCCUCCGGUCCCGUAACCGACUUCCGAGGAGGAGCCCCGGCUUGCAUCAAGGGUCUCCUGAAGGUGCCAGCCAGUCCUCAGGGUGGGUCCACCCCAGACCUCGUGGCUGGCGGCAGCUGCGGCCCCUCUGCUCUGAGGCGCCCCAGAGACGAGCCUGUCCCCGGCAAGCCCGCCCCGAGAACCAGCCAACAUUCAUUCUCUCCCGCCAUCUCUUUGGUGGCCCCUCCCGGCAGGGCUGGCUUUGGAGGCAAAGAGUGGUGUGCGUUUCAGAGGAUGGUUUCCAGGUGCUUCUCAAGUGCCUCAGGAGGCCCAGGUGACCAUCUGUUGGGCUCACUGGUGCCCCAGAGGCCGUCCGUCUGCCCUCCAGGCCCUGCGAGCGGGCAGCAGGGCUGGUUUCGCAUUGUUUUGCUCUGGAGCCGGAACCUCUGUUUCGUUCCCUCCGACACUGCAUCUUGAGUUCUUACUUGUUCCUCUGCCUGCCAGCCGGGCUGGCCGCUCCCACCCGCUGCGUUUCCACCUCCAUCAGGGUCUCCGGAGCGCCCGCCUCGUGGCCAUCCCUCUCUCGUCCCCCAGCUGGGCUGUUAGCACCUAGCCAAGUGGCCACGCCCACGGGAAGCCCCCUGUCCUGUCACUUGGCCCCCACGGCUGUUGUCUGGCUGGGGGACACAGUGUCAGUCCAUCGGGGUCAGGGGCCUGUCUUCUUUGCGUGGCGGGGGCUGGGGGCAAAGAAUGGGGACUGGUUUUGUUUUGUUUUGUUUUUUUAAGAAGAACUACAUGUACAUAGAAGGGUUUGAUUACCAUUAGACUUGUAUGUAGAACUUUUAAAAAAAAAUGGCCUUAAUAAAAUUACAAACAACCUUCCUGGAUGCAACUUUCAAACAAGGCACUGGGGACCCCGUGAGGGAACCCCGUCAGCCCGCACUUCCCAUUGGCCCAGCACUGGGUUCUUGGUGCAGGUGGGCAGGGAAGGAGGGGUGUCCAGCCCCGUGGCCCGUUUCUAGCAUCCCUUGGCCAGGAGCACAGGUGACUUUGUAUUAACACGGCAGCCUCGGCCCAUGAGGGGCGUGGGUGCAGAGCUUUCCUGGGGAGGGGACCCAGCCAGAAACCAGCGGCCAGGCAUCCUCAAAGGCAUCCACUGCCCCCUCCUAGCGCCAGGCAGGCCUUUGUGGGGAGGGGGGUCUACAACAGGGGAUUUGGGUUUUUUCUUAAAUAUCACUUCUCUACUAAGUAUUCUUGAAUUGCCAAGACUUUUAGAAACAGGACAGCUUAGGGGAAUCAGCCCUUUGACUUGUGAUGUGAAAAUACUGUGAUUUCAGGCGAGCUGCGCCGUGAGGGGUGAGCCGGGGCCCCUGCGUCGUGUACAUAGACCCGCCACCGCGUCCUCACUCGCUGCGGCUGAGCUCCCCUCAUCUGUUCCUUGGGAGCGCGCGCCAUGCCUCGGUUUGCCCCCUGUCCUCUGAGCCCCCAGGGUGGGGAGUGUGUCCCCACCAUGAGGAUGGGACCUGGGAUGAGCCUCUUUCUGUGUUCCCCAGAGAGGAGAGCUUAUAUCCCUGCCCCCCAACCCCUGCCCUUCAGCUUCACCCCCUGCAGUGCCCAGGAUGGACUUGGGGGAGGAGAAGGUGGGUCUCUGGGCCACACCCCUGUCACAGGUGCCCGUGAGGAUGCGUGCCAUUACCAGAGGGGGGACGGCAGCACUGCUGGGGUAGAUCGCAGCACCCUCUCCACUUUCCCAGCUCACCUUGCUCCCGCCAGCACUCUCCUGAGCAAGAAGGGUGGGGGCCAGCCCCUUGGGGUAGAGGGCCCUGAGACCCUCAGUGGAAAACUCAGGGGGCAGGUAUAUCCUUCAGCAAAAUUUGGGGACCCACAGCCAGUAGUACCCAGAAGCUGGCCAGGCUCCUUGCUGGGGACAGACGCACAGCAGAAGGGACCCUGACUGCAUUGGGUCCAGCCCCCACCCCCACUGCGGUCCACAGAGCUCCCUGGGAGCAGGCCUGCAGGGCCGGAAGGCAGGGGCAGGGGGGUGUGUUCAUGGCUCUUUCCCUAAUGCCGCCUCUGUGCUAACCUCCAGCUUCCCCACUGGUCGUAGGGCAACCUGCCUGCCUGGUGGGCGUGCACAGGGCCUGGGAGCCCAGCUCUGGGUGCUUGGCUGGCUUUUCUGUGCUGUAACCUACUUGUGGAUUUUGAGGGCUGAGCCAGGAGAGUUUUGACAUCCUAGGUGUGUUGGGCCUGAUUGCUUCAGGCGGCCGACCUCCGAAGAGGAUGGCUGGCCAAGUGGGCCCAUCAUGAAGCCCAUGUGUCACAUGGGGGUGGGUGAGGAUGGUUGCCCAUUUGUCUGUCCAUCAGAUGCUGGUGAGACCCUUGCAUGGAGGAUGAGAGGUCCCGUGUCAUCUGUCCGUCCUGCCAGGGUAGCUGUCCGGUGUAGGGGCUGUGUGCCGGGUGCUGACUGGCUGCGGCCUGGUCACGGGAGAUGGGGGUAGGUGUGAGGCCCGUGGCGGGGCUGGGCAGGGCUCAGGCAGCGGGGAUGGCACCCUCUGUCCAGCAGCUGGGGCCUGAAGAGUCCCUGAGAUCAGUGCUCCUGAGGGGCUUCUGUGGACCCGGAGACCUCUGGGGGCUGAGUUCUGGGAUGCUACACUUCGCCCCAGAUUGCCACACCUGGGCUGACCCUGAGCUAGUUCAUAACCAGACAUGCUGCCAACCUCCUACCCCGACUCCGGAUUCUGACUUUUCUGCAUGUCCAAAGAAGGCGUCCCCACCCCAGGGUGCAGGCUGGGCGUGGUGAGGCCUGGUGGGGUUGGGAGACCCUCCACCUCCCCUGCCCCCACCCCAGUCAUGACAAAACGGGAGCACUCCCCCACUCCCUGGGUUCUGAGGGAGCUGUGGGCAGAGGCCUCGGGGUACCCUUGGCGUGGGGUUAGGGCACAGAGGUGCCAGGUCAACGGUACCUGGUGCUCUUGGGCGUGAUGCUCCAGGUGAGGGGGCUGUGGCCGCCGGAGCCUGCACCCCCGCCACACCACCUGAAGAGCUGGGGGGGGGUCUGGGUGCCUCCCUUACCCUGGGAGGCCUGCCUGGGGUGAGUGGGCAGCCUGGUCUGUUUCUGCCCUGUUCUGCUCUCAGUGGACCCUGGGCCCCCCCAGGGGGUCUCUCAGUGUAUGACAGGGGUCCCUGCGAUGUUCCUUCGUCAGUUUGGCCUGAGCCAGCUUUUUGGUUUCCUUCAGCUUUUGGGGGUGCUGACUGGUAGGGCUCACGCACCUCUCAUAACCAUUGUUGUGCCACAGGCGCCUGGCACAGACAGGAAUUCUCCCCCAGCAGAGGCAGGGUGAUCUGCACCCCCAGGCCUGGGCACUGGGGUACCUCUGAAGGCGCCAGGGGGUGGGCAAGACUCUUGCAACCCAGGCGUCAGUUCCUUCUUGUCCUUAGGAGCUCAGGCCCAUGGUCUCUGGGUCCCAGGCUCGUCCCAGGCAGGGUAGGAGGCAGGGGCUAGAUGUUAGGAGCUGAUUCCAGGCAGCUCCCCCCACCUUCUACCCAACUGACCAGCGCCCAGCACCCUGUCCCCAGGAGCCAGACACAGGGGUUGCCCUCCUCUCAUAGGGUUGUGGGAUCUGGGGGCAGUCGAUGCCCAGCCUGUCAUUUCUGACCUCCUGCCAGCUGGGGACAAGGGGACAUAGCUGUGGCACUUGCCACCGGACUUCGGGAGGGAGGGCUUUGGCAGCUGAGGUCCGCUGACCCUGCCACGCCCUCCGCAGGAAACUGCCCUUCCCCUUCCAGGAGCUGGGCAGUGCCACUGAUAUAUGCAAACCCUCCAGUCCCAGCCCUGUCCCACCUGUGUCCCUCUCCCCAGGCUGGCUCUGCCCCCCCCCAGCAUGUACAUUGUGCUGUAGAUGUCCCGUGGGCUGCACGCGUGGGUGCCCACAGCGGGCGGGGGCGGGCGCUCAGGGCGCACUCGGCCAGCCCCUGCCCAUCCUUUCUGGCGUGGACGCUAUCGUCUUUGUACCUUUGCAUCCUUUGUAAUGAAACGUAAUAAAAAUUCACUGUUUUCGUCUC
Messenger RNA from Cervus elaphus (red deer), 7235 nucleotides. RefSeq names its product CREB regulated transcription coactivator 1 (gene CRTC1). Gene Ontology annotation, molecular function: cAMP response element binding protein binding. Gene Ontology annotation, biological process: protein homotetramerization; positive regulation of transcription by RNA polymerase II. Lineage: Eukaryota; Metazoa; Chordata; Mammalia; Artiodactyla; Cervidae. Bases 128 to 2092 code for a protein of 654 amino acids. Gene Ontology annotation, cellular component: cytoplasm; nucleus. The record is from RefSeq and is a predicted model, not a curated record. The transcript is spliced from 15 exons.